CAUCAAAACCUUGCUAUGUUGUUUUCCUCGUCAAACUUAGAUCGUGCUAUGUUGUUUUCCCAGAUUUUCUCGCGCUUUAUUGACUUUUUCUCAGCUCAGAAACCCUUCUCCCGUCUGCACCACUGCUGUUUUUCCUCCUCCCAAACCCUCCAAAACCAUCUGUUCUUCUGUUUCCACUGAUCCUUUUCCUUCGCCAAGAUCAAAGCACAAGUAAAUUGCCGCUGGAGAGUCUCGGAAUUGCUUGACUGCGUUUCCGUCACACGGCGUUUCGGGAACUUGAUGAAUGGAUUUUUCCUGUUUUGAGAAUGGAUGAGUGGCUCAACCCUUUGGCCCUUCGCUAGUUUCCGACAUCGUCUUUGCGUGAUAUUUUUUCUCUAAUUUUGAGGACCGAUCAUAUGGCUUCGGAUCCUAGCCGGUCCGGCACUGUAGAAAGGGAUGUCGAGCAGGCAAUCACCGCUCUGAAGAAAGGGGCUUAUCUGCUCAAAUAUGGAAGAAGAGGAAAGCCCAAAUUCUGUCCAUUCCGCCUUUCUAAUGAUGAAUCUGUCUUGAUAUGGAUCUCGGGGAAAGAAGAGAAACAUCUUAAACUGAGCCAUAUUUCUAGAAUCAUAUCAGGACAGCGCACCCCUAUCUUUCAAAGAUAUCCACGACCGGAGAAGGAGUAUCAGUCAUUUUCGCUCAUAUACAAUGACAGAUCACUGGAUUUGAUAUGCAAGGACAAAGAUGAAGCUGAGGUGUGGUUUACUGGUUUGAAAGCCUUGGUUUCAAGUAGUCAUCACAGGAGACGGAGAGCACAAUCCAGAAGUGACGGAGCUGUGUCUGAAGCAAGUAGCCCUAGAACAUACACACGAAGAAGCUCUCCUUUACAUUCUCCAUUUAGUAACAACAGUUCCCAGCAGGAUGGUUCUGAUCACCUAAACUUUCGCAGUCCAUUUGGUAGUCCACCUAAAAAUGGCAUUGACAAGGCAUUUGCGGACAUGAUAUUUUUUGGUGGCGGUCCUAAGGGGUUUCUGCCUCAUGAAUCUGCCGGUGGCUCAGUUUAUUCUUUUUCAUCCAGAGGUUCAGAGAGUAUUCAUGGUCAGAUGAAGGGAAUUUCGGUAGAUACUUUCAGAGUGAGUUUAUCAAGUGUUAUUAGCUCAUCAAGCCAGGGUUCUGGUCAUGAUGAUGGUGAUGCACUUGGAGAUGUGUACAUCUGGGGAGAGGGAGCUGGGGAGGGCAUUUUGGGUGGUGGAACUCAGAGAACAGGAAGCUGUGCUGGCGUCAAAAUGGAUUCAUUGUUGCCAAAAUCUUUGGAAUCGGCUGUUGUACUUGAUGUACAGAACAUAGCUUGUGGAGGGCAGCAUUCUGCACUAGUCACAAAACAUGGAGAGCUUUUCUCGUGGGGUGAGGAAUCUGGAGGCAGGCUUGGGCAUGGUAUAGAUUCUGACAUUCAGCAACCAAAGCUAGUUGAUGCUCUCAUUAACACAAAUAUUGAAUUAGUGGCAUGUGGAGAGUACCAUACUUGUGCAGUUACUCUUUCUGGUGAGCUGUACAGCUGGGGCAAUGGGAAUCUUGGUGUUCUUGGGCAUGGAAACGAAGCUAGUCACUGGAUGCCAAAGAGAGUCAAUGGGCCCUUGGAAGGGAUACAUGUUUCAUAUAUCUCAUGUGGACCCUACCACACAGCUGUUGUCAGUUCAGCUGGGCAGUUAUUUACCUUUGGUGAUGGAACCUUUGGUGUCCUUGGUCAUGGAAACCGAAGAAGCAUUUCGAUACCGAGAGAGGUUGAAUCUCUGAAGGGUCUACGUACUGUCCGAGCAGCAUGUGGUGUUUGGCACACUGCUGCCGUUGUGGAAGUUAUGGUUGGAAAUCCGAGCUCAGGCAACUGCUCUUCGGGGAAGCUCUUUACCUGGGGUGAUGGUGACAAAGGUCGGCUAGGGCACAGAGACAAAGAGCCAAAACUUGUGCCCACUUGUGUUGCUGCCCUUGUGGAACCCAAUUUUUGUCAAGUUGCUUGUGGAUAUAGUUUUACGGUCGCACUUACAACAUCAGGCAAUGUCUAUACCAUAGGUAGCCCUGUUUAUGGCGAUAAAUUAAAUCUAAAAGCAGAUGGGAAGACUCCGAGCCGGGUUGAAGGUAAGCUCUCAAAGAGUUUCGUGGAGGAGAUUUCUUGUGGGGCUUAUCAUGUUGCAGUGCUGACUUCAAGAACCGAAGUGUAUACUUGGGGCAAGGGAGCAAAUGGCAGAUUAGGACACGGGGAUACAAAUGACAGAAAUUCUCCAACGUUAGUGGAAGCUCUGAAGAACAAGCAAGUCAGAAGUAUUGCCUGUGGUACCAGUUUUACCGCAGCAAUCUGUCUCCAUAAAGGGGUCUCUGGGAUUGACCAGUCCAUGUGUUCUGGUUGCCGCCUACCAUUCAAUUUUAAAAGAAAACGUCAUAAUUGCUACAAUUGUGGGCUGGUCUUCUGCCAUUCAUGCAGCAGCAAGAAGAUGCUCAAGGCCUCUAUGGCUCCGAAUCCUAGCAAACCUUAUCGGGUUUGUGACAACUGUUAUAAUAAACUAACAAAAAGGUUUGAAGCUGAUGCUUCGUCACAUUCUUCAAUUAGCAGAAGGGGAGGACUCACACAAGCAACUGCUGAAUUUGUUGACAAGGACGAAAAGUUGGAUUCUAGAUCUUGCGGACAAUUAGCUAUAUUUUCUUCCAUGGAUGCUCCGAGACCACCAGAUACACGGUCUAAGAGAAAUAAAAAGUUAGAAUUUAGUAGUGUUCAUGUUUCACCUGUGCCUAAUAGAGGCCCCCUUUGGGGUGGGUUGAGCAUUACUAGAUCUUUGAAUUCAAAUAUUAUAUCAUCCAAAAAGUUUUUCUCAGCUUCUGUUCCUGGAUCUAGAGCAGUCUCUCGAGCAAGCUCACCUGUAUCUAGACGGCUCAGUCCACCACGUUCAACAACACCCACUCCUACUCUAACAGGAUUGACUUCGCCAAGAUUUGUGGUUGAUGAUGCUAUGACCAAUCAUAGCCUUACCCAAGAAGUUACCAAAUUAAGGACUCAGGUAGAGACUCUUACUCGUAAGUCUCAGCUUCAAGAAGUGGAGCUGCAGAGAGCCACAGUACAGCUGAAGGAGGCAAUAGCUGUUGCUAGUGAAGAGACUGCAAAAUGCAAAGCCGCAAAAGAAGUGAUUAAAUCACUUACUGCACAAUUGAAGGAGAUGGCUGAGAGGUUACCAGCAGGAGCAGGACACAACAUCAGAUCUCCUCCUUCCAUAGCUUCACUUGGAUCUGACAAUGCUUCCAAUGAUGUUUCCACUCCUGUUACUGUCUGGUUGAACGGCCAAACCAACUAUCGAGAACCCGAACCAAACAGGCUAAGCAGGCAGCGGCCUUCCAAUGGAGAUAAAAAAGGAAGCAGAAAGAAGGAAUCUGACGAUAAUGAAUGGGUUGAACAAGAUGAACCUGGUGUUUACAUCACUCUUAGUGCCUUGCCUGGCGGAUUUCGAGAUCUCAAACGGGUUCGGUUUAGCCGGAAGAGGUUCAGCGAGAAGCAAGCGGAGAGAUGGUGGGCAGAGAACAUGGCUCGGAUCUACCAACACUACAAUGUAAGUAAUAAGAUAGACAAAUCUGACCCCUCCCUGUAAGUCCUUUGGAAAUUGGUCGAAUUUUUCGGGAUCAGAUUGUGCCAAAGGAGAUUCUAACACAACAUGAAAAGGCCGUAAUUAUUUUAAGAGAAAUGUUAUCUCACUUAAUUUGUCUUAAAACAUAUAAUAAUUUACAGUAUCAAGAGUAAUUCUUUA
Molecule: messenger RNA, 3761 nt
Organism: Tarenaya hassleriana
Lineage: Eukaryota; Viridiplantae; Streptophyta; Magnoliopsida; Brassicales; Cleomaceae
Exons: 9
Coding region: 396-3605 (1069 amino acids)
Molecular function (GO): metal ion binding
Source: RefSeq, a predicted model, not a curated record